Phytophthora sojae is the source of this 396-nucleotide messenger RNA. RefSeq lists its product as hypothetical. Lineage: Eukaryota; Oomycota; Peronosporomycetes; Peronosporales; Peronosporaceae. The transcript has a single exon. The coding region runs from base 1 to 396 and encodes 131 amino acids. The record is from RefSeq and is a predicted model, not a curated record.
AUGCAGUCCGCCGUGCUCAAGACCUGCCGCCGCGCCGCCGCCGCCUCGGGCCGCGUUCGCUCCGCGCGCGCGCUGACCACGUACUCGGGCGGCCAGCCCUCGGAGGGCCAGGGCGGCUUCUACGGCUCGGCCAAGACGCGCUCCGAGGCCACCUCCAAGUUCAGCCCGGGCGCGCGCGCCGAGCCCCAGGACCUGACCAAGCUGCAGCAGCUCAUGCAGCAGUGGGAGGCGCAGAAGGCCUCGCUCGCCGCCGAGGAGCAGAAGCAGGCGCUCGCGCGGAUCGCCAGCGAGGAGGAGACGCUCAUCCAGCGGUUGCUCAUCCGGGGCGCGCCCGUGUGGGGCCUGUCCACGCAGCAGCGCGAGUUCGUGGCCGAGUGCAGCAAGGCCUGCCCCUAG